Messenger RNA from Lepidothrix coronata (blue-crowned manakin), 1151 nucleotides. RefSeq names its product coiled-coil domain containing 166 (gene CCDC166). NCBI's taxonomy places the organism in Eukaryota, Metazoa, Chordata, Aves, Passeriformes, Pipridae. The record is from RefSeq and is a predicted model, not a curated record. The coding region runs from base 150 to 1088 and encodes 312 amino acids. The transcript is spliced from 2 exons.
CCACUGCAGAACUGCCGUUGUGACCUCACGUGCCCGUCUCCAUGGACGCGGCUCCCUAACACUGCCAGUCUGGCCAGCAGCCAACUGGAAGCCAGGGAAGCAGCUGGAAAACCUCAGAAGAGGGAAGUUUUCCAGAGAUUGACUGAGAUAUGGCAUCCAAACCUAAGGGGAAAGAAGACCCCAUGGCUGCUGGGAAAACCAAGGAAGGAAUGAGGAGCAAGGAUGGAGAGACAUCCACAGAAAUAAGUGACGUGGAAAACCUCCUCCGGGAGAGGAAACUGUUCCUGCAGGAGGAAUGCGGGAUCCUCACGGAACACCUGGACACCUACCUGGGCAGGACAGAGCAGCUCCUGCGGGAAAGCAAAUCCCUGGAAGAGGCGGCCCAGGGCACUCGGGAUCAGAGCCAGACUUUCCUGUCGUGCGGAGCAAAGCUGGGCCGGGAGCGCCGGGAUCUGCUCCUCACCCUGAACGAGCGGAAUUGCCGGGAUCUGGCCCAAAGCCGGGCGCAGAGGGAGCGGCUGAUCCCGCAGUACGCCGGGAAGGAGCAGGAGCUGACGAGCUCCCUGAGGGACACGGAGGCCGAGGCCUCUCUCCUGGACACGGAGCUGGAGGAGCUGGAGCCGUACAAGGAGGUGUUGGCCCAGUCGGAGCAGAGGGUGAAGGAGCUGGAGCAGGAAUUGCUGGGGACCAGGAUCCGGUGUGCCGAGGAAACCCGCAACGUCAAGAGCAGGUUCCUGCAGGAAAAGGCCGCCUGCGAGCGGGAACUGCAGCGCAGGAUGCAGCGGCUCACCUGGAGAGCCGAGGAGGUGGCGCUGCGGGCUCUGAUCCAGCACGUGGAGCAGGUGAAGGCGGAGAACAGGCGCCUGCGCCGGGAGCUGCUCGGCCUCAUCCAACACUCCCAGGUCCUCAGGGACGCCCAAAUGCAGCUGCGGGAUCAGCAGGAGCAGCUGCUCCGGGAGAACCAGUGUGCCCAGCGGGUGGCACUGGGGACACCGGCGCGGAGCCCCCGGCGCCGCCGGGACAACCCGCUGUGCCCUCCUGGGCAGGGGUGGCCACGGACCCCGAACCGCCCGAGCCGCAGAAAAUAAACACGGCAGCAACCAAAGCCUUUCGGCAGUGGAAGCAUGGAAGGGUUUGAGCCCUGAUCACAA